Molecule: messenger RNA, 3509 nt
Organism: Drosophila eugracilis
Lineage: Eukaryota; Metazoa; Arthropoda; Insecta; Diptera; Drosophilidae
Gene: SIDL
Product: trafficking protein particle complex subunit 10
Exons: 7
Coding region: 66-3509 (1147 amino acids)
Biological process (GO): early endosome to Golgi transport; intra-Golgi vesicle-mediated transport
Cellular component (GO): TRAPPII protein complex
Source: RefSeq, a predicted model, not a curated record
UGGCCGAGAUUGUUGGGUGGCCUCGUUUAUUCAAUGCAAUAAACAAAAAAAGAUAUACAAAAACAAUGCAGAUAAAGCCCAUUAUUACAUACUCUGGCUCGUGCCCGCUGUUUCGGUCACUGGAGGCUCAAAUCCUGAAUGCCAUUCCUCUGGACACUUGCGAAUGGCGGCGCACUUUUCAACGUCCCACUAAACAUGUUCGUCUAGAGGCCCAGACCCAGCAGUUCAAUGUGGCAGCCUUGGAUAAGUACAAACAGGGUGACUGGAGCAUAUUGGAACACCCAAUACUGCACAUUUAUGUCACCGAGUGCAAUGACGUGGACACCUACAAGGGCACCAUCAGGGAAGAGAUCGAUGCCUGGCUAAAAAUAUUGACCAGUUACGGCAUAUCCGACUGGAUGAUUCUGCUGGUGGAAACCCUGGAUAUGCGGAAGACAAAAAACUUUAUGCCACGCACCACUGUGCUGGAUAAGAUACGCUUAGACUUUGGCAGUAAAAACGACGAUCGCUGCAUCUCAGUCUUAAACCCUGCCAAGUUCGAACAGAAGUCUACGGAAUCCUUUCGAUGCCUGGUGCAGCGGAUUCGGUUCCUUAUGCUGGCCAGCUAUAAUCGCAACAUUGUCAAGUACGAGGAACUCAUACGAAGCAAGCGCGAAAAGCGUAAUGUUGAUGGCUGGGACUUUCGACAAUACUUUUUUAUGCAGGAGGACUUGGCACUGAUUUUUGAAAAGCUAGAACUGCCCACAGAGGCGCUGAUACAAUAUGAUGAACUGGACGCAAUGUUCUCGCAGUUCAUCACGCAUACAGGCCUCAACGAGAAGCAACAGUGGUUGAAUCACUUUCGAAAGCCGUUGGACGCAUUCCAUGGUAUUUGCUUAACUCGACCGGACAGGUUCGAAAUGCGAAAUAAGAUUCGGGAUGAGGGCGUUUCCCUUUUGGAAUUCCGCAACUAUCUGUUCGAGCGGCAAGCCUACCUACUGCUCACUUGCAACGACAUCCCAGAGAUCGCAAAAAGGCUUCUUAACUUUCUCUUUUCCACACUGCGCGAAGUGGAGUUCAUCAAGCUUGAGUACCAAGAGGGCGCUCUUUGCUGUUGGGAAUUCGUUUGUGCUCUGGAGGUCCUGCAGCUGUGCGAGCAGGCCAUGGAACCCAACGAAGUUACUUGUUUCCAGCACUGCGCUCCGAUCUGGAACUUGGCAAAGGAUAAACUUUAUGAGCUAGGCAAAUUGUGUGGUCUCUUGCCCGGCUGUACGCCCACUUCGGAACAGCUCCAUAUAGUGGUGCAAUUGUCGUCAGGAAUAGGAGACGCUCCACCCGAUAACCAUCAAUUUCUACAGGCUACACCUCAGCUCCGGGAACGGUCUCCCAAUCGCAAGCCAAAAAAAUCGGCAGCCGAACAGUUGAAGGAGGCUUUGGGCUCUAAUCAGGCCUUCCAAAAGCUCUACCUAGAGCUGGCGGAAUUGGCUAUAAGUACGUAUAAACAUGUGACACGUUUGCGAUCGGCUCGUUUAGUGGGUCUUGAUCUUGGAAACUUUUAUUGUGCCCUAAAUGAGCCCCACAAGGCUGUUGGGUUCUUCACAGAUCUUCUUAGGGAACUGAAAGCGGAAAACUGGCAUAUGUUGAGCUCCCAGACUUUGCUAGAGCUAGCUAACUGCUACCGCAAGAUGGGAGACUCUCUGGCCUACACCAAGACCUGCAGCUCCAUCUCGUGCUGCGCAGAACUGGAGACCUUGGUGCGAACAUUCUAUUUUGAUGAGUUCCUUAAGUCCCUUAAAACCUUAAAGACAACACUUUCGGCGCAGCCGUCCAUGGAGAAUGCAAACUUUUGUGUGCUAGAAGAUCACUUUCGAGUCCUGGACAUCGACGUAAUUAAUCAGAAACCAAUCAUACAGGAUGAUUACAUACUCGUGCAGCUAAAAGUAGAGAGUCUGUAUCCACGUGGGAUCGUGGCUGAAAACAUCAAGCUUUGCUAUGAGUUGCAAGCGGCCUCACUGGAGCUGGCUAUGGAGAAUGUAUGCCUAACUGCACCUCCUUCUGUGGUUAAGGUCAAGGAGUCCACAUCACGUCUAAAGGUUUCCCUUCAGUUAGUGUACAAACAAGACAAUAGCAUUCACGCCGCCGCUGUAGCCUGCGAUAUGCCCAAGAGCAAGCAACCCGUGAGGCGCACCAGUAGCACCAAAAGAAAACUGUCGCCUAGUGUCCAGGCGGACUUCACAAACUUCGUUCAGGCAGAAAACAUUGCCCUUCAACCAGGCGUAAACGUAAUCGAUCUUAAGGCAAAGGCUAAUAGAGUAGGCAGCUGGCAAUUCAAACAGCUCUGCAUUAGCAUGUCCAGUCUGGAGUUCCUGUCAGAACAGCUGCCCUUCACGCCACCCAACUUUGAGAUUAGCACCAAGCCGGCAUGUGCUUCAUUGGAGUUUAAGACCCUUAUAGCUGGCAUAGUACAGCCAAUUAUCUUGAAUGUUUCCGGGGGAAGUUUCAUUUUCCCAACUGAUGCUAAGAUUACACUGCGCUGCUCCAAGAAUCUACGCAUACGUCAGGCACGAAAUACGACAGAUCAAGCAACAUAUAAUGAUGAUACAUCCUUUGAGAGCCUCCUUCAGGUGCCGCUAUUGCAAUUUAAGUCGUUCGAGGAGCGCAAAAUUCCUCUAGAAGUGCUCACGGAUAUGCCAGGCCGAAAGGUGUCUAAGCACCAUGAGCAUCACAUUGCCCUCAGUUGUCCAUGGUCGCGAACGGAGCUACCUAUCCCCGUUGAAUUUCAACCAGCCAUGGAGGCCACUUGCCGGCUUCACACGUGUGGCACUCAAAAGUUUCUACAGGUGAUCAUGAAGGGACUAGAUGCGCAUCUCCUUUUGCAAAAUGCUCAGGUCAAAUGCGAUGUACCCGGUGUGCAACUGUUAGAUCUUAAUCCCGAGCCCCAGCAGCCCAUUGAAAUCUACAAAUCCUUGACAGUAACUUUUCUGUAUGAGAUUCAAGUCGAGCCUCUCAAAACCGAGCACGAGCUGCCCGUUGUUAAAGUACACUUUGUGAUUAAGUAUGCGCCGCUUUCUCAGCCGGAUGUGUGGAGAACCUAUGGAUGCGCCUUCGAUCUAGUGGAUUAUACGACGCUUUUCAAAUUGCAGGCGCAGCUUGAACCCAAUGAGCUGUGCCGCCUGCGAACUGUGUGCAAUAUGAACCUGAAGAUCACCAAAGUUCACGAAAAUCCCUACACGGACCUUAUGUAUGAGGUGCUUAAUGAUCAGAAUCUAUGGGCUGUUUGCGGUCGAUCAGCGGAUAUGGGUGUUGUGUCUAUGAAGGACGUAGACAGUCAUUCGAUUUCCUUGGAUGUGAUGCCGUUAAGCACCGGCUUCCUGCCAAUGCCCAGCAUCCGGCUAUCCAAGUACACAGCCGGGGGCAAGAACAAGACUGAUGCCCACUCCAAAGUGCAUCCUUUUCCGCCCGGACAAGUGUACAACUCAACCAAAAGCAUGCAGAUCCAUGUCAUAGCAAGCGUGGCCGGGGAUCAGUAA